Carlito syrichta (Philippine tarsier) is the source of this 3382-nucleotide messenger RNA. It is a transcript of the gene PDZRN3, whose product is annotated as PDZ domain containing ring finger 3. NCBI's taxonomy places the organism in Eukaryota, Metazoa, Chordata, Mammalia, Primates, Tarsiidae. Gene Ontology annotation, biological process: protein ubiquitination; neuromuscular junction development. Gene Ontology annotation, cellular component: neuromuscular junction. Gene Ontology annotation, molecular function: protein binding; ubiquitin protein ligase activity. The record is from RefSeq and is a predicted model, not a curated record.
CCAGAGUCACUCGGAGGAGGGAGUGGUGUGCAUGUGUGUCUGUGUGUGUGUGUGUGUGUGUGUGUAUGUGUGCAUGCAUGCUGCGAGGGAAGGAAGGGAAGCGUGGAAGGGGAGAGAGAGUUGUUUUCCAGCCUUAGAGAGCAACGCCAAUGUGAAGUGUUGCAGCCGCCUGAUUCACCUGGGGCUCCGAGGAUACCUUCAAUGCCUGCACUCUAAGGGAGCUGCUUUUUCCGGGUGCUGGCAAAUCCUGAAGCCUUCCUUUGACGUUUCUCUAAACAUGGGAUGCAGUUUGUGCAGCCUGCAGAAGCAAGAGGAGCAGUACAAAUUGCUCUAUGAAGUUUGUCAGGUCAACGGCAAAGACUUAUCCAGAGCAACUCAUGACCAGGCUGUGGAGGCUUUCAAGACAGCCAAGGAGCCCAUUGUGGUACAGGUACUGAGGAGAACGCCAAGGACCAAAAUGUUCACGCCCUCAACAGAGUCGCAGCUGGUGGACACGGGAACCCAAACCGACAUCACCUUUGAACAUAUCAUGGCCCUCACUAAGAUGUCCUCCCCCAGCCCACCAGUGCUGAAUCCCUAUCUCUUGCCAGAGGAGCAUCCCUCAGCCCAUGAAUACUACGAUCCAAAUGACUACAUGGGAGACAUUCAUCAGGAGAUGGACAGGGAGGAGCUGGAGCUGGAGGAAGUGGACCUCUACAGAAUGAACAGCCAGGACAAGCUGGGCCUCACAGUGUGCUACCGGACAGACGACGAAGAUGACAUUGGGAUUUAUAUCAGUGAGAUUGACCCUAACAGCAUUGCAGCCAAGGAUGGGCGCAUUCGAGAAGGAGACCGCAUUAUCCAGAUUAAUGGGAUAGAGGUACAGAACCGUGAAGAGGCUGUGGCUCUUCUAACCAGUGAAGAAAAUAAGAACUUUUCAUUGCUGAUCGCAAGGCCUGAACUCCAGCUGGACGAGGGCUGGAUGGACGAUGACAGGAACGACUUUCUGGAUGACCUCCACAUGGACAUGCUUGAAGAGCAGCACCACCAGGCCAUGCAGUUCACAGCCAGCGUGCUCCAGCAGAAGAAGCACGAGGAGGACGGCGGGACCACAGACACGGCCACCAUCUUAUCCACCCAGCUCGAAAAGGACAGCGGCGUGGGGCGGACCGACGAGAGCACCCGCAACGAUGAGAGCUCGGAGCAAGAGAACAACGGCGACGAGGUCGCCGCGUCCUCCAACCCGCUGGCGGGGCAGCGGAAGCUGACCUGCAGCCAAGACACCCUGGGCAGCGGCGACCUGCCCUUCAGCAACGAGUCCUUCGUCUCGGCCGACUGCACCGACGCCGACUACCUGGGCAUCCCGGUGGACGAGUGCGAGCGCUUCCGCGAGCUCCUGGAGCUGAAGUGCCAGGUGAGGAGCGCUGCCCCCUACGGCCUGUACUGCCCCGGCGGCGCCCCGGACGCCGGCAAGAGCGACCCCGAGAGCGUGGACAAGGAGCUGGAACUGCUGAACGAGGAGCUGCGCAGCAUCGAGCUGGAGUGCCUGAGCAUCGUGCGCGCCCACAAGAUGCAGCAGCUGCGCGAGCAGUACCGCGAGUCCUGGAUGCUGCACAACAGCGGCUUCCGCAACUACAACACCAGCAUCGACGUGCGCAGGCACGAGCUCUCGGACAUCACCGAGCUCCCCGAGAAGUCCGACAAGGACAGCUCGAGCGCCUACAACACGGGGGAGAGCUGCCGCAGCACCCCGCUCACCCUGGAGAUCUCCCCCGACAACUCCUUGAGGCGAGCGGCCGAGGGCCGUGGCUGCCUGGGCGGCGAAGGGGCCGCGGGGGCCGCGGACGCCUACGGGCCGCCCCCCAAGAAUCUGCUGGCCGUCACGGAAGACCCCGAGGCCGGCAGCCCUCACUACGGCCCGUCCGCCAAAGAGCUGGACCCCGCGGCCGUGGAGUACGCGCAGAGCCAGAUGAGCCUGGCCAGCGUGUGCAAGGACCCGAGCGCCGCCGGCCCGGCCGAGCCGCGCCUGGAGUGGAAGGUGAAGGUCCGCGGCGACGGCACGCGCUACAUCACCAAGCGGCCGGUGCGCGACCGCCUGCUGCGCGAGCGCGCGCUCAAGAUCCGCGAGGAGCGCAGCGGCAUGACCACCGACGACGACGCGGCGAGCGAGCUGAAGAUGGGCCGCUACUGGAGCAGGGAGGAGCGCAAGCAGCACCUGGUGAAGGCCAAGGAGCAGCGGCGGCGGCGCGAGUUCAUGAUGCAGAGCCGGCUGGAUUGUCUCAAGGAGCAGCAGGCGGCCGACGACAGGAAGGAGAUGAACAUCCUCGAACUGAGCCACAAGAAGAUGAUGAAGAGGAGGAACAAAAAGAUCUUUGACAACUGGAUGACGAUCCAGGAACUCUUAACCCACGGCACGAAGUCCCCAGACGGCACUCGGGUGUACAAUUCGUUCCUCUCGGUGACGACUGUAUAACUCUCGCUCCUGCGUGGUGUACAUAAAAGAGACCACUCCCGUUGGGGUAGAAAUCCCUGCCUCGUUCAAUGCGGCAAGUUUUUGUACAUAAAGAUAAAUACGGUCGUCGUGUUUAUAGUCCACAUUUGCAAACCCUAGGACUCGGGGUGUCAUAGGUCUAUUUUAAGGGGGGGGGAAAACACCCUUACUAGCUUGGAAGGCAAUAUUAACAAACAGAGCUUUUUGCAAAUAGCAAUUGUACUUUUUUACCUGUACCCUUUUGCAUAAAGUGUUUAAAUUUCAAAAAGAUCUUUUAUUAAGCAUACUUUCACAGAAUAAUUUGUUUAAACUAUAUUCAUAUAAAAAAGUUAAACAUGCUUUCUUUCUGCCUAAAACACAAAUACAACUGCCAGUAUGUAUUUUUAAUGGAACUCUAUUUUAUAAUGUUGCUUUACUGAAUGUGUUUCACAUGCGUGUCGUUACGAUAUGAUUUAGGUCAAGGUUUCAACUCAAAACUACCAAACUCUGCGGUUAACAAUUUAAUACAUAUAACCAAGCCGGCAGUGUUCGAGUUGGAAUAUACAUGGAAACGUUUUUCUGGUUAAGGUUCCCAAGAGAGCAUAAAGGUUUUAACAGAAAGCAAAAUAUCAUGCAGCUUUAUGGAAGUUUAAAGCAUGUUUGCAAAUAUUGCAGCCCGUUGGAAGAAUUUGCAUGUACAGGAAAGUUGUGGCUGGAGACAGUUUGUGGAAUUUUAAGUGCUCAUUGUAGUAAACCUUUGCUUUGUAGAUUUGAAAGUACAGGCUUAUACAAGCAAGUUCUCGAAAUCAUCAUUAGUUACAAACAUUAAGUAAAAUGAAGUUAAAAUAAAUUAUUAUUUUCCAUUUGAUAUGUUUUGACGUGAUUCCUCAUUUUACAGUGGUGCCUAUAAAAUAAAACCUCUUUCAGUGUUUA